UGACUUUGGUGGCCCUCAACUGUGUCUAUAUGAAGUAUGUGACCAAGGUACAGGCGUUUCUCUCCCUCACCAAAAUCAUUGCUCUCCUAAUUAUCAUAACUGGAGGAAUAGUUCGCCUGAUCCAAGGUGAGACAGAAAACUUAGUAAAUGCUUUCCCAAAGACAGCAGAGAGUCUAGAGGCAGGAAAUUUAGCCAUGGCCAUAUUUUUCUCAAUUUUCACCUACGGGGGAUGGCAGGUUCUCUGUAGUCUAAUGGAAGAAGUGAGAGAUCCGGGAAGAGAUGCUCCUCGAGCUGUGUAUUUGUCCUUUGCCAUUAUCGUCCUGAAAUACAUCCUCACAAACCUCGCUUAUUUCAUCGUUUUGUCACCUCACCAGAUCCUUCAUACAGACGCUAUAGCAGUGAUUUUUACAGACAUGCUGUACCCGCCGAUGACACCAGUCAUUUCCAUCCUCGUGGGGUUGUGCUGUGUGGGAGUCUUAAAUGCCAGCAUCAUGGGACAUUCAAGAAUCUUAUUUGCAGGAGCCAGAAAUGGACACGCCCCUUUGAUACUUGGAACACUACAUGUACGGUUCCUUACACCCUGGGCAGCCAUCAUCGUCAUGAGUGCCUGGUCCCUGGUCAUGCUGGUGACGGGAGGACUGACAACAUUUAUGGAGUUUAUUCAGGUUUUCUCUACGAUCCUCAGUAUAUGUGUCAUAUCUGCUCAGUUGUACUUACGCAAGACCCAACCAGACAUCAACAGACCAUUUAAGGCUAACCUUGUGAUGGCUGUGACGGUUUUGGCUGUCAAUGCGAUCCUGCUGGUAAUGUGUGUGGUCGCUGCCCCUAAAAGGAUUGGUCUUGGUCUUGGAGUGUGGCUAACUGGUAUUCCAGUGUAUAUAGUGUUUGUGCAAUGGAAGUCAAAACCCAAAGGAUUCAACAAGUGUAUGGCAAAGAUCACACACAGCAUACAGAAGGGCCUUCUGCUGGGAAAGUCAGUAUAAGGUCGUCACAGGUGCCUAACUACAUAAAGCUCCCUUGCUGGGAAAGUUAUUGUGAUAGAAUCACUCUAACUUUCUGGAAAACAUACAAAUACUCAAUUCUUUGUGAAAGUAACUCCUAUGUUUCUUGAAUGAUUUCGAUGAAAGUUAGUUGAAAGGGUUGACGGAUGGCACAAUAGUAACUUGCCUGUCACCUAGGCAGGUGGGACUUGAUUCCUGAUCUAACAUGAAAUGAUAUGGGAUCACCUGACUGACCAUGUGUUUCGUUUUUUUCCCUGGGUAUUCCGGUUUUCUCGGAUACUCCCCUGCCUUAUAAGAUAAGU
Pecten maximus is the source of this 1303-nucleotide messenger RNA. Its product is annotated as cystine/glutamate transporter-like. Gene Ontology annotation, cellular component: membrane. The record is from RefSeq and is a predicted model, not a curated record. The coding region runs from base 30 to 983 and encodes 317 amino acids. NCBI's taxonomy places the organism in Eukaryota, Metazoa, Mollusca, Bivalvia, Pectinida, Pectinidae. Gene Ontology annotation, biological process: amino acid transmembrane transport. The transcript has 9 exons. Gene Ontology annotation, molecular function: L-amino acid transmembrane transporter activity.